Klebsormidium nitens is the source of this 1749-nucleotide messenger RNA. The record is from the annotation of a GenBank genome assembly. NCBI's taxonomy places the organism in Eukaryota, Viridiplantae, Streptophyta, Klebsormidiophyceae, Klebsormidiales, Klebsormidiaceae.
CAAGAGCUCAAGUUCAAUCUGUCAGUAGGAGCUACGUACGUACGUCCAUCUUCGCCUUUCUACCAUGGGGAUCAAGUUGUAGGAAGCUAUAUUGCCAUGGGAGCCCUGUGGAUGCAAUGCUGCCAGCUAUAGACUGCAUAGUAAUAGCGACGAGCGCUUGCCUUAGUCUGGAUGCAGUUUGCUAUGGCUGCCCCUUCAUGCUGUCCCAUAUGUGAGGUGCACCUUCCAUCCUUCUGCCCCUCCUGUGUACAAAACAGGAUCGCUGAGAAGCGGCGAAAGCUCAAGGCUGCUGCUGCAAGAAGGGAUGCCACCAAGGAAAAGCUGAACAAACGACUGGCCGCUGUGGGCGCUGCCGACGAUCAGCGGAGAUGGCGGAUAGAGUGGGCGGAGGCGCGGGCUGAACUCCAGGACCAGAUUCGGAAGAUCACGGACGAGCUUGCCAAAGGAAUGGAGAAACUAGAGAGGCGGAGGCGGAAUGUAAAGAUACGGUCCAGUCAAUUGUCAGAUGCAAACAGCAAGUUGUACAGUAAACGCAAUGAGAUUCUUUUACAAUAUUUUCCUGACGUGUUGCGAAGUGAGUCGCUACGACAGACAUUCGUCAAUGUGGAGUUGGCGCGGCUGCGGAGACAGACCAUUCAAAAGCUGCGCUCAGUGUUGCCUCUGCGUCUGACGUUAAUGGACAUCGGCUCCUCCAUGCGCCAGUACGUCACCAUCUGCGGCAUCCGCCUUCCGGACGGCACCGAGCCGACAGUGGACAGCGGGCCCGAGCUGUCAGCAGCGCUUGGGUACCUUCUCCAGUUCGUCGGCAUGGCAGCCACGUACCUGGGCGCCCCAAUCUUGCACGUCGCCGGGCAUGGGGUGUCGUCCUCGAGUAUCUGGCAGCGGGAGUCGUACUGGAAGACGAAGAGCUCGACCGGGAGCUUCCCCCUGUACCUGCCGCGCACCGGCAGCUCCAGCGCCAGCCGCAGCGGCUCCCUGUACAGCAGCCUCACCGGCCCCUCCGACAAGAAGCCCGCGCCCCCUCCAGAACCCGCGCCCGCGGGCGAGGCCGCCCUGAGCAAGUCGGCAACGGAGACGCGGGCGGUGAGCCAGCUGAAGCAGGGCGUCGCGCUGCUGAAGCGCAGCGUGGCGUGCCUGUGCGCGCAGCAGUGGGCGGCCACCAGCCUGCCCCGCGACGCGGCCACGCGCAUGUCGCCCUUCUUCGGGCUGGCCGUCCUCAUGUCCGUGCUCGCGCAGGAGAGGGACGCCGGCUGGCUGCCGCGCCCAGAGACGCCCGACCGGGCUGCCGCCGAGUCACCUGCACCAAUAGACGGGACUGCCUCGUGGGCACAAGCCUCGUUUACUCGACAAGCCGGAUUUGCGAUGGCCGAGUCUGUAACGGCAGCCAAGGCCGCAGCGAUGGCGGCUCCUCGUCGACAGUCAGCGGACGGAGACAUCCGCCAUGUCAAGUCCACAGAAGGGCGGUCAAGUCGCAGGUCACGUCGAGCAUCAGAAGCAGGCGUAAUAAAAGAUGCCGACUUGGAGGGCUGGGAUAUCGUGGACCGACCCGGAGAUAUACUGCCGCCGCCACCUUCUGAGCCGGAUAACAUUGCCCAUUGGACACGGGCAAUGUUCCUGGAUGCUCGAAAGUGACUAACUUCACGAUUGUAAGGGCCUAUCAAGGCUUACCAUCAAGGGCAUGACAAAGUUGGCUUUGGAUUCAGCGGAUGUCUCCUUAUGUGAACACUGAAUCAGUCGAUGGCUGCAAAC